AUGCGACAACAACUCGUUUCACUCCGAGCAGUGACACCAAAGCACCACAAGGAAUGUUCGAAAGAAAUUCGAAAAUUAGAUAAGAAUAUGGAUGUUCAAAAUUUUUGUCAAAACUUUCACAAAUUCAAGUUUAUUAUUGUGGUGUAUUUACAUUCCGAUCAUUUGUUAAAUUUUGAAAUGAUGAAAAAAUUGAAAUUAAAAUUAGAAAAUGAACAAAGAGAACGAAAGGUUGACCCUAUAGAGUAUGAAUUUAUGAUGGGUGUGAAAAAUAGUGUGUUACAAAAAUCAGUGGACUUGUUAUUGGAACAACAAAAUCCCAUAAACGAUACUGAGCUAGGUAUUAUGGACACAGAAUCUUUGAGACAAUUGAAAUCAUAUUUCGUUGGCCAAGUUGGAUUAAUUUUUACAAAUGAUGUAAAUAAUAUUUUACAUGAGCUUCAACAAUUACUAGCUCCUGAAAAGCCAUUACAAGACGAGAAUGUAGUCACACCAAGCAAUUCAGUCACAACUAGUCAUAACGAACAAAUUGUUUAUUUACCAGUUGCAUCUGGUAAAGCAUUACUCCCUUACAGGUACAACUCUACAAAUGAAUCGUUUCAGCUAAAUGGUCAGCUGUGGCAUUCCAUUUCAACAGUUGCAAUACCAGUCAUCCAACACUCAUCUAGCACAUGUUCUAACGAUAUCAAGUUACGACAUGGAAAAGAUAACUUACAACAGUACAAAUGCAAGCCUGCCAAGUUGAAGAGGCAUGACAACGAACAGACAGACUUACAUAACGACCGCACAGAAUUGGAAUUUUUGAUAUUCAACAAAAUUGGGAAGUGCAUUACUAAACAAACAAUUGCAAUAACAGAAAAUUGA
Naegleria lovaniensis is the source of this 861-nucleotide messenger RNA. RefSeq lists its product as uncharacterized. The transcript has a single exon. The coding region runs from base 1 to 861 and encodes 286 amino acids. NCBI's taxonomy places the organism in Eukaryota, Heterolobosea, Eutetramitea, Acrasida, Naegleriidae. The record is from RefSeq and is a predicted model, not a curated record.